UUUGUGGUGUUAUUUUAUGCUAAAGCUAAAAUGUACUUUUUUUGCAAAAUUUAUUUUCCUUAAUCUUCUUUUUUUAGGAAAAUAAAGGAAGGACAAACACAUUUUGUUUUCCUUCAUCGAUCUUUUUUUUUUUUGCUUUCAGAAUCUCAAAAAGGUGCAAACAUUUUCUUUUCAAACAUGGUGAUUUGAGGAUACUUCCGGUUCAUUGCAUUAUCACUUGGAAAAGAAGAAAAUCCAAAGAUGUUCAUCAAAUUUUAGUUUUUGUUAUUUUUUUGCAUUUCAUCUGUUGUCUCCACCAAUCGAUCCGUAUUCAAGGUUUCACCAUUGUCCUUCCAGCUCUGAUGGGUAAUCAAUCUCUCAUUCUUUCUUUUUACCUCCUCGGUCUUGUUCUUGUUCCAAGGAAUGACAUGGUCAUAGUUGAAUAGCUAAAAUGUAUGUAGUGUCAUAUAGAGAUGCUACAAUUCACCUAUACUUUGGAGAGAUUUAUGAAAUUGUUCAUUUUGUGUACUUAAUUUUGAUGGAAUGUGUUUGAUUGCAUAGAGAGAUGUUUUGUUUGAAAUUAAAUUCUAUUGGAUAUAUGAUGGCUUGAUUAGAUUUUGGAAAUUUCAAUUCCAUGUUUGGUGUUAUUUUGGGUGCUUGUGUAGUAUUGCCUUAAUUACAUUAUGCAUUUCUAUUAUCAUUUCUUGUGUUAUGUGAGAGAGAAUUCUCUUGAUUCAUGUCGGCCUUGAUUCUUCAAUUUUUUCUGAUAUUAUUAUGGCAUCCAUUCCUAUGGGAUGUAGUUUGUAUGUGUUUCUGAGAUAUGUGAAUUUCAUUUACAUAUAGCAGCACCUGAAUGUUGUUCUACACAACUGAUCGAUGGAGAGGGUGAGUUUAUUGUCAUUGGAAUAGAAAACUUCAUUAAGGAGGUUAAAUUAGCGGAAUGCGGACUCUCAUAUGCUGUAGUCUCGAUCAUGGGGCCACAAAGUAGCGGGAAGAGCACUCUAUUGAAUAAUUUGUUCAAGACAAACUUUAGAGAGAUGGAUGCGUUUAAAGGAAGGUCUCAAACAACAAAAGGCAUUUGGAUGGCACACUGUACAGGAAUUGAACCAUGUACACUGGUAAUGGAUCUGGAAGGAACAGAUGGAAGAGAACGCGGAGAGGAUGAUACAGCGUUCGAAAAACAGAGUGCACUCUUUGCCCUUGCUGUUUCUGACAUAGUUUUGAUUAACAUGUGGUGUCACGAUAUUGGUCGUGAACAAGCUGCAAAUAAGCCUCUUUUGAAGACUGUAUUCCAGGUCAUGAUGCGAUUGUUUAGUCCUCGAAAAACAACUUUGAUGUUUGUAAUCCGUGAUAAAACCAAGACACCUUUGGAGAAUUUAGAACCUGUUUUGAGAGAAGAUAUCCAAAAGAUAUGGGACUCUGUUCCAAAGCCACAAGCUCAUGUGUCAACUCCUCUUGGUGAAUUUUUUAAUGUUGAGGUCGUCGCUCUUUCAAGUUAUGAAGAAAAGGAAGAGCAAUUUAGAGAGCAGGUUGCUAACUUGAGGCAAAGAUUCUUCCAUUCCAUUGUGCCGGGUGGACUUACUGGUGAUCGACGAGGUGUAGUUCCUGCCUCAGGUUUCUCUUUUAGUUCACAGCAAAUAUGGAAAGUUAUUAAGGAGAACAAAGACCUUGAUCUUCCUGCGCACAAGGUUAUGGUUGCUACUGUGCGUUGUGAAGAAAUUGGGAAUGAGAAGUAUGCUGAAUUCGGUGAAAAUAAGGAAUGGUGUGAAAUAGAUGAGGCCGUACAAACUGAUUUUGUUCCAGGCUUUGGGAAGAAGCUUAGCUCAAUUCUCAACAUUUGUCUAACAGAGUAUGAUAGUGAAGCAACAUACUUCGAUGAAGGAGUUCGAUCUGCAAAGCGGAAGCAACUUGAAGAAAAACUAUUACAACUGGUACAACCAGCAUACCAAACCAUAUUGGGACAUCUAAGGUCUGGAACCUUUGAGAAAUUCAAGGACGCAUUUGAAAAAGCACUCAAUGCAGGAGAAGGAUUCUCACUAGCUGCAACUACUUGUGCUGAGUCAUUCUUGGCUCAAUUUGAUGAAGGAUGCGUAGAUGUUGUUAUUAAUCAAGCGAAUUGGGAUGCAUCCAAAGUUAAGGAAAAGCUUAAACGUGACAUUGAUACACACAUCACUACUGUUCGGGCUGCGAAAUUGUCUGAGCUUACAUCAAAAUUUGAGAAAAAACUAGACCAUGCAUUAUCAGCACCGGUGGAAGUUCUGUUAGACGGAGCUAAUCAUGAGACUUGGUCAUCAAUAAGGAAGCUAUUGAAACGUGAGUCUGAUUCAGCUGUUUCUGAAAUGUCCUGUGAUCUCAAAGGCUUUGACAUGGACCAAAACGCCAGAGAAGAUAUGCUUAACAAACUACAAAACCAUGCAAAAGGUGUUGUGGAAGCCAAAGCAAAAGAAGAAGCCGCAAGGGUCAUUAUUAGGAUGAAAGACAGGUUUUCGAUGUUAUUUAGUCAUGAUUCUGAUUCCAUGCCUCGAGUUUGGACUGGAAAUGAAGACAUUCGAGCAAUUACCAAAACCGCUCGCUCUGCUUCUGUGAAGUUGUUAUCUGUGAUGGCUGCAAUCCGGUUAGAUAACAAUCCUGAUACCAUCGAGCAAACACUAUGCUCUUGUUUGUUGGAACCAACGAGCGCUCAUGUUGUAACCGACAAAAGCACCACCACAAUGGCUGACCCAUUGGCCUCAAGCACUUGGGAAGAGAUUCCAUCAUCAAGGACAUUGAUUACACCAGUCCAGUGUAAAUCUUUGUGGAGGCAAUUCAAGGCAGAAACAGAAUAUAGUGUGACCCAGGCUAUUUCUGCCCAGGAAGCAAACAAACGUAAUAACAAUUGGUUACCACCUCCAUGGGCUAUUGUAGCCUUGCUUAUUCUAGGAUUUAAUGAGUUUAUGACACUUUUGAGAAAUCCAUUUUACAUGGCUUUCAUAUUUGUCGCUUUUCUGGUUCUGAAAGCCUUAUGGGUGCAGAUGGAUGUUGCUGGUGAAUUCCAACAUGGUGCUCUCCCUGCUCUUAUUGCCUUGUCUGCCAAGUUCCUUCCAACCGUAAUGAAUAUUGUGAGAAGACUAGCAGAGGAAGGCCAAAAAGCAGCAGCACAAGCUGCUGCUAAUAAUCCACCCGGAGGAGACCCAACAAAGGACUACAAGAGUGAAGCUAGUACGACCAUGUCAUCAACCAGUUCAUCUGACAUAAGGUCAUCUAGAAAUGAGGUUGAAUACUCGAGUGUCUCAUCGAAAGAAGACUAAUGAGAACUUCAUUGGAGUUGACUGCUCAUUGCAGGCAUUACUAAGAAGGUAUAUAGCAACUAUCUGGAAAUGUUGCUCUAAAUUUCAAAGUGUUUUUUUCUUUCUUUAGUGUUAGUGGUACACAUAUUUGCAUAGGCCUCUUUUAGGUUUUAAUUUAUUUCAUUUCUAAUGUUUCAUCUUAGAGCUAAUUAUUAUGUGAAUAAUAAUAUAAAUAUAUAUCUCUUAAAUCUUGUCAAAAUACGAUGCCAUCCUACUUCUGCACGCAUUUAAAGUUGUCGUUGGGCCAAUCACAAAGCGCAACAAAAUUGCUUAGUGACAACUGUUAAACAAAACUAGGACAAACUUUUCAAUGAGAGGGAAAUAAUAAGCAGAUAAAACAAAAAUUAAAUUAUAGGGUUAAUAGCAUUUUAUACCCUUAUAUUGUUGUAAAUUAACAAAAUACCGCCCUAUUAUUUUCUUUUUGCAAAAACAUAUCAUUCUAUUAUUAAAAUGUAACCUUUAACCAAAAAUUGUGUUCACAGAUCAUUUGAGGGUAUAGAAAAUGAACAAAUUGUACCCUUGUAUUAAAUAAUGUUUUCACUUUGUUGAAUAUUUUUUUUUACAUUUCCCCCAACAAGAACGAUGGUGACUCUAGGAAUGUGGAUGUUGAUGUUCGGAAAGUUUAUGAAAACCAUAGAUUAAUAAUUUCAAAGGAUUUGCAACUGUUCUUCGUCUUCGAUUCUGACUCACUUGCAUUAUAGUACCUAAACUUUUAAAACUAGGUCCAAUGUUUUAGUAUGAGAAAUUUUAUAUCACUAAUUGUUGCUAUGACUCACAGGCAAAAAGCGACCCGACCCUACUCGACCCUUGCAGGUCAAUAGAUGAAUCGAUUAUAAACUAAUCAAGCCCGACCCUGACGGGUGAGGGCAGAUUGAUGGGUCUCUAGGACCAAACUUACACACCUAGUAUAAUGGCACAUUUGUUAACUUGCAAUAGUAGAGGAGUAUAAAAUACUAUUAAUUGUAAAAUAUAUUUGUAUCGGUAACUUAAAAUAUAUAUAAGUACAAAGCAACUAAAAAAAGAGAAAUCGUGCUCUCUCCAUUGAAGAAAUAGCAAAAGAGGCCCCUACUAAAGUUUCUAUGGCAUUUUCUCGAGGGGAUUCGACGUUAAAUUGAUGACCAGUUAUGAAACUUUUCAUCGUACCUCCUCUAAAGGAAGGAUGGAAUUGUUCCAUGUAUAAAUCAAAAUGAGUCUUCCUGCAAUAGAGAUCAUGAGUCAGACUAAAGUGUCGAUGAAAUUGCUACAAGACAUGCAGAUAAAAUAUAUUCGAUCGGGAUUAUCUUCACUAAUACAUGCAAAUCCUAAAAUUAGUAAGGUUUUCUUAGAAUCAGGAGAGUGUCCAUAGUACAGUUGAUUCACUAAUCAAUUCAAUGCGUGCAAGUCAUUGUCAAUAGUUAUCACGUCUCAUUAACUACCCCAGUCUAGGCCAAGUUUUAUCCUCGACUGGCGUUUUCAUAUAGUGGCAAUCAAGGUCGUAUUCACUCGUGUGUCCGUACACUAGCCUACUUCCCAAGUUGUUGUUAUCUAGGAGAUCAGUUUUAAGUGUUUGUGAUGGAGGAUUCAAGCAGAAUACUAGUAGAGAGAACAAAUAAAGAUAAAAGCAAGUACUGCGAGGAACUCUCCCUCACCCUAGCCUCGGUCUACUAUGCACUGUCUAGAUAAAUAGGAUUUUUCUGAUGUGGUGAGUGAGCUCUUUCCCAUGGGCUUUCAUGGUUAUCAACACGCCUCCGAGGAAGACUCCCAUAAACCCAUGCCAGACACCUCGAUCUAGGCUAUCAUAUCUAGGGCAUUAAGCACACAGCUCCUUCGAAAGGGUUACUACCCAUCAUCCACAUCGAGGUUUUAUCUCGGGUUGUAUCUAGGACAACAUUCCUAUGGCAGGGUUACGGUCGCCUUUUUCACCAUAGGUUCCUAUUCAUACAUCUAACCUCAAUUUGUUUGAUGAUGCAUACCCGUCUAAGUCUAAAACUCCAUACCUAGCGUAGAAGCUCAAGUAGGCUAGUAGAGAAGAUUAGGGAGACUUACCCAAACACAAUCAAAGCUAGAGAGACAAUGAAAUCAACUAGAUAAACACAUUCAUUCAUUAACACCCUAUCCAUUCAUUACAUAGUAACCCUAGAAAUAUGGUUUGGGGUUUAGAACCCCUAGUACCUUAGAGGACUUAAUGACUCGAUAUUUGCACAUGUUUGUCCCUCUACUUCUUGAUCGUUUAAGCUUGCAUUAUCUCUUCUUUUGAAUAUUUUAUGCUAUUUUGUGUUCCUUUGUCACAUUUCAGGUCCCAACAUGCAAAGUGAACAUAGGCGCAAGUUUCAAGUCAAUCAGAGAUCAAUUGGUGAUUCGGGAGAAGAAACUCGGGCAUGACCUGAAGAAGAAUGGAUUUCUGCCUCAUUUAUGGACAAAGAAUCAUGAAAGCUUGUCAUGAAAAGAAAGAGGAUGAGAUUACGAGAAUAUGAGAUCAAACGACGACUGAUUCGGAGUCCGGACGAUGGAGAAACGAAACAUUGAAUAUAGGGGAACAUGUUCG
Messenger RNA from Linum trigynum, 5829 nucleotides. Lineage: Eukaryota; Viridiplantae; Streptophyta; Magnoliopsida; Malpighiales; Linaceae. The record is from the annotation of a GenBank genome assembly.